UUGAAUUGACAUUCAAAAGUGUUUGUCAUUUAUAACUCAAAAUGACUGCAACCGUAAAAUGUCUAGCCAAAAAUGUCGUUGAAGAAGAGUCGGAGGAAGACAAAGAACUUCAGGCCGAUUUAAAGUUAUUAGUGGACAGAAUAUGUGGCAAAGAUUCGGCAUUGAUUUUACCAUCAAUAGAAAUGAUGAAAUACUUAAUUCGCACAGCGACAACGUCAAUGACAUCGGUACCAAAACCUUUAAAAUACUUGGCACCAUAUUAUUUACAACUAAAGAACGCUUAUGAAACUUUGCCAGCGGGAAAUGCUCAAAAAGGCCUUGCAGACGUAAUUUCAGUCCUAGCAAUGGGUACGGCAGGUGGAGACAUCGCACGAAAACAACACGACUGCCUCAAAUUUUGCCUCAAAGGCACACUGACGAACAUCGGAGACUGGGGUCAUGAAUACAUUCGCAAUUUGGAGAAUGAGAUAGUGCAACAAUGGUCUGUUGGCGAAGUGGGCGAAAAAUCGCUCAUGCCAUUAAUAAAGGACAUAGUCAAGUUCGAUUUUCAGCAUCACGCUGAAAUACAGGCAUGCGAUUUGUUGGCCGAAAUCGACAAGCUAGAUCUACUGCUCAAUUACAUUAAUAGCUCGACUUACCAAAGAGUAUGUUUAUAUUUGAUGAGUUGUACCAAGUACGUCGACGACGUGGAGAGCCGUAAAAUCACUAAAAUGGUUUGCGAACAGUAUCUCAAGUAUGGAGAGUAUUCUAGAUCAUUGAUAGCUGCGAUUCAAAUGAAAAACAAGCAAAUGGUGGACGACUUGUUUUCAAUUUGCACUGACAAAGUGAUUUUAUUACAAAUGGCUUUUAUUUGCGCGAGACAUUUGUAUUCAGUAGAACUCGAUCCCAACAUCAAAGAAGUGGAUGAGUUACAGAAUGUUCUGAAUAAUAGUCACUUGAGCAAUUAUUUCUUGACUUUGGUACGCGAGUUGGAUAUAUUGGAGCCGAAAACGCCGGAGGAGGUUUAUAAAACUUGGCUGGAACCGACGACUUCGCCACGUUAUAGAUUAAUGGGUGAAACUGUGGACAGUGCGAAACAAAAUCUCGCCUCGUCUUUUGUUAACGGUUUUGUUAAUGCCGGCUUCGGCAGAGAUAAAUUACUCACUGAAGAAGGUGGUAACAAGUCAAUAUACAAGAAUAAAGAUCACGGUAUGAUAAGUGCGACCGCAACUCUGGGACUGCUACAUCUCUGGGAUGUGGACGGGGGAUUAACACCCAUCGACAAAUAUCUAUACACUUCAGAAGAUUAUAUAAGAUCUGGUGCAUUAUUGGCUCUUGGCAUCGUCAACUGCAGGAUUCGUAACGAAUGCGAUCCGGCUUUGGCACUUCUUGGAGAUUACAUUGCGGGAGAAAACACAGUAUUGCAAACCGGAGCGAUUUUCGGAUUAGGUCUUGCUUACGCAGGUUCUAAUCGAGAAGACGUCUUGGACUUGUUGUUGCCAGCAUUAAAUUCGUGCUCUUCAGUUGAAAUACUGGGUAUAACAGCGUUGUCCUGUGGUCUGAUUAGUUUGGGCAAAAGUAACACUGAAGCGGCGACCGCGAUUUUGGAUAAAAUAAUGUUAGCGAACAACACCGACUCACUGAAGUCGCCGUUUAUGACGCUCGCAGGUUUAGGUGUUGCAUUGUGUUAUUAUGCUGCCAAACAAGAAGCGGACGUACCAAUUUAUGCUAUUGAAGUUCUUGACGAACCGUUCAAAUCUAUGAUGCACUCUAUGUUAUACAUGUGUGCAUAUGCCGGUAGUGGGGACGUGUUGAUCGUCCAGGAAUUACUAGAAACUGUCGGCGAAAGGAUUGAGCCCUCAAAACUGGAGAAUAACAGCGAUUCGAAGCUAAAGAAAGAUAUCGGCAGUACAAGCAGUACCACUACAACUGGCAGCAACGCAAGGAAAGAUGGGAUAGACGCCAAAUUAAGGGACUUAAAGAAAAGACUGGAGUGGGAUUAUGCGGCCGGACAAGCUAUGGCGACUCUUGCGGUAGCUGCUGUUUCGUUCGGCGAGGAAACGGGUAUGGAAAUGGUGCAACGUAUUUUUGGUCACGUAGGACGUUACGGCGACAAUACGGUGCGUAAGGCUGCUCCUUUAGCUAUCGCUUUAACAUCAAUAUCAAAUCCGGAGUUACCGACUCUUGAUGUGCUAACCAAAUAUUCGCACGAUUCCGAUGAUGACGUGGCCUGUAACGGAAUAUUCGGGCUAGGUUUGAUCGGAGCCGGGACCAAUAACGCUCGAUUGGCGGCUUGUUUGAGGCAGUUGGCUGUUUAUCAUUCGAAGAAAUCGUCGCAGUUGUUCAUGGUGAGGAUCGCUCAGGGUUUGGUGCAUAUGGGAAAGGGCACCCUGACGUUGAACCCCAUGCACACCGACCGUCAAUUGAUAGACCCUGUGGGAAUGGCCGGUGUACUCAUAACUCUUGUUUCGCUUCUAAAGCCCCAAGCGACAAUUCUAGGCAAGGCACAUUAUUUAAUGUUCUCUUUGGUGACGGCAAUGCAUCCCAGAUGGUUGUUGACUUUGAACGAGAAUUUGGAACCUACCCCCGUGACCGUUAGGGUCGGACAGGCGGUGGAUGUUGUUGCGAAGGCGGGCACUCCAAAAACUAUAGCGGGUAUUCACACACAUACUACUCCCGUACUUUUGGCGACUGGAGAAAGGGCUGAAUUAGCUACUGAUGAGUUUGAGGUAUUUGCGCCCACUUUAGACGGGAUAUGUGUAUUAAAGAAAAAAGAAUAGUUCUAAAUUUUUCUUUAGUAUUUUUUUUUUGGUCAAAACCCAUUUGUAUAACACAUACAAAACAACAUUUAAAGUCAAUAAAGAAAUAAACCAUAAAUAAA
This is a messenger RNA of Aethina tumida (small hive beetle), 2860 nucleotides long. Its product is annotated as 26S proteasome non-ATPase regulatory subunit 2. Gene Ontology annotation, biological process: proteasome-mediated ubiquitin-dependent protein catabolic process; regulation of protein catabolic process. Lineage: Eukaryota; Metazoa; Arthropoda; Insecta; Coleoptera; Nitidulidae. The record is from RefSeq and is a predicted model, not a curated record. Bases 42 to 2759 code for a protein of 905 amino acids. Gene Ontology annotation, cellular component: proteasome storage granule; proteasome complex; proteasome regulatory particle, base subcomplex. The transcript is spliced from 10 exons. Gene Ontology annotation, molecular function: enzyme regulator activity.